AAAGUAUGCUCAGUGACAGCUGGAAGACAUCUGUAAAUAUUUGUGGAUUGAUUAAAACUCCUGGAGUUUGGGACCCUUUUGUGAAGAGUUAUGUAGGGAUGUUGGAAUUCUAUGGUGAUCAAGAUGAAGCCCGAAAGAUACUUACURAUUAUGCUUAUGAUGAAAAGUUCCCAUCAAAUCCGAAUGCCCAUAUAUAUUUAUACAGUUUUCUAAAGAAGGAAAAGGCACCAAGAGCGAAAUUGUUAAGUGUGCUUAAGAAUUUGUAUCAGAUUGUACCCUCGCAUAGACUGAUGUUAGAAUUCCAUAUGUUACUUAGAAAAUCAGAAAAAGAAGAACUCCGUAAAUUGGGGUUGAAAGUAUUGUUUGGAGUCCUGGAUUUUGCUGGAUGCACGAAGAACAUAACUGCAUGGAAAUAUUUGGCUAGAUAUCUGAGACAGCUCUUAAUGGAGAAUCGUCUUGCGUGGGUUCAAGAAGAAUGGAGUUCCAGGAAAAGCUGGUGGCCAACCUUUCACUUCAGCUACUUUUGGGCAAAAAGUGAUUGGAAGGAAGAUGCAGAUUUGACCUGUGAGAAAGCUUUUGUAGCUGGAAUACUAUUAGGAAAAGGUUGUAGAUAUUUUCGGUAUAUUUUAAAACAAGAUCAUCAAGUGUUAAAGAAGAAAAUUAAGCGGAUGAAGAAAUCAGUGAAAAAAUACAGUAUUGUAAAUCCAGGAGUCUGAUAUUAAAUUUUAGUUAUUUCACAGUUGUAGCCACACUAUAGUAGCAGUAGAUUUUUACCAAAUGUAUUUAUUUGAUAGUUUAAGAAAGUAUGACUAUUGAAAGYAUUUAUAUGACUAUAGAAAGUAUUUUUGUAUUUCCUUUUACUGUAAGUUAUAACUAGAAAAAUAAUGCCGCUGCCUUUGUUCCUUGUAAAUAUAU
This is a messenger RNA of Urocitellus parryii (Arctic ground squirrel), 915 nucleotides long. The record is from RefSeq and is a predicted model, not a curated record. Lineage: Eukaryota; Metazoa; Chordata; Mammalia; Rodentia; Sciuridae.